ACGCGUAAACGGGGCUAUAUCGUGUGGCGUUUAUAGCCUGGGCCAUUCUGUGCACCUUUUCUCUUCAAAUGAUUUUGUCGCUAGUUGAAAUUAUUUCAUUGCUGUAUUGAUGGUUUCAGGCGCGCUUUACAGCCCGGGGUUUUCUCUCAGCCGACCCGUGGACAACAAUAACCCCAGCGAUAACCAGGCACAUCACAGGAUUAUUGCCAACAACGCAGGAGGCUUCCGGGAUAAUCCUAACUCUACCAUCUACGGCGGCGGGCGCCUUGGAAACAGCAUCCACCCCACGGUUGCGUCAGCGGAGUCCGGGUUCACGACGCCCGGAGGCGGCGGGGAUCUCACCACGGCCCUUUACGGAGGGGAUUGCCACAGGGGCGGCAACGCUAUGAGCUCCUACCUGCCUCUACGCCACUCGGGCGCCCAUGGCGUGCCCACGACGCCAAGGGGACCCGUGGGCGCCGAGGACAAUGUCAUGCAUGGCAUGGGCGGCAUGAUGGACAGCGGCGGAUAUAUGGAACACUUUCUGAACAUCCCAGAGAUCUGCCCCACGGGCAACUACAGGAACCCCAGGUACUACAUGGGGGCGUACAACGCAGAGGCGUGUCGCAUGGAGGCGCUGCAGCAGCAGCACCGAAACCACCACGACCUCCGAAUGGGGCUGCAGGGCUCGAGGCCCUCAUUCUACCCCAAUAUGAACAUGGGGAUGCGAUUCGGGGAUGGCAUGGACUCAGCCCAGGUGGCUUCGAACUGCAUCCCACAGCAGAACAGGGCGGACAAUCUAUCACCCUGUACAAAAGCAGUAGCCGUGCCAACGGAGUCGGAUGCACCAUCUUUUUAUCCAUGGAUGUCUAUAGUAGGUCCAAAUUCAAAUCAGAGACGACGUGGCCGUCAGACGUACACCAGAUUCCAGACCCUUGAGUUGGAGAAAGAGUUUAAAUUCAACCGCUAUCUAACCAGAAGGCGGAGGAUCGAACUCUCACACAUGCUGUGUCUAACGGAAAGACAGAUCAAAAUCUGGUUCCAGAACCGGCGAAUGAAGGAGAAGAAGGAGCUUCAGGCCAUUAAGGAGCUCAACGAACAGAGCCGGGGCCACGAGAAAUCCCACCAGGGUGGCUCGAUGGCCAAGUCAGAAGACAAGAUGGCGUCCCUUACGUCAUCAUCGUCGCAGCACGCCGCGGAGUCACCGAAUAGCUCCGGUUCGGAGCAUAGUUGAAGAUGUUAGCUAGUCCUUGCAGUCUAGGACGAGUCCAACUUAAUAUUAGUACAGAUUUACAUGUCGUUCUAUUGCCUGUAUUGUAGUAGACAAUGCACACACAUAAUUGGUCGAAUCGAAUACGACCAUUGUCCUGCAUUAACGCACUCCGAUACCUUCACAUUACAAUAAAAAAAACAACAACUAAAAAAAUGGAAACAGAAUUAGGAGAUUAGCAGGUAUUGAUUACCACAUACGCUCUGUGCUGUCAUAUAAAUAAUUUGUUAUCUAAGGAAUAUGGAUUCGAUAUUAUCACGUAAUCGAUUGCAAACAGAAAAAGAAACGUUGACUCUAUCCGGACGAAGCAUAUUGGACGGAAGUAUUAAAAAAAAAAAGUACUCUCAGGAAUCGCUUGAUUUAUGAAUGGGCGAUACUCGCCGGAUUCGUUACAGUUGAGAGAUUGUAUUCGAUGAGAUGAACGCCCCGACACAACGAUACCAAAAUCUGGUUCUAAUGACCUACUUCGUUUUCUGUGUUUUUCUAUUUGUUUGGCUUUCUCGAGUUGGUGUGCGUGUGUGUGUGUGAAUUGAAUUGGACCCAUUUCUCAAACAUAGAUUCAUUCUUGGACUAUGCAACUGUUCUCAAGGCACCCACGUCAUCAGCAACACGGAUCUCCAUGACAGCAACUACUCGGGGUGUCUCCUAGUCUACUUCAUCAGUCUGACCACUGGCCAGUCCCCCCUUCUUCUCCCCUCCCCUACACAGUGACCAGUCCGAUGGAAUUCGAUGCAGGAGCAUUAACUCUGAAACUGGUCUCCCUGUAGUAGGCUUACGAAUAUAUGGUUAGAAGCUAUGACCAAGAAAAAAACUGAUUCAAAGUUAUCAUUACAAUCAUUGACAAUCAAGGGAGGCUACACACGACAUUGUUUGCUGUCUCUUCAAAUGUGUUACCUUUAAAUCAAACAAAUGUUCUAACUAGUUCAAAAUAUUAGGACAUUUCAAAAGUUUUCCACUCAAUAUUUUACACUUUAAAAUAUUUAAUUAGCGAUUAAUUGAAUUGUACAGAAUUUUUUUUUUUUAAUUUACAAUGUUGCAAGGCGAAAAUAAACCACAAAAUAAUUUUAAAAUAUUUUUACCUUGUGUAUUAUGCGCACACUCCACCACCCACAUAAAUACACUCUAAAUGAUACCUUGUAUAACAGUGUAAUGUAUAAAAAUAGUCACACGCAGGAUAUAGUGAUCAGGCGAGAAGAAGGAGACGUGUAAUUAUAUUUAAGAGUUUUAUUUGUUGUCGCAAUUUGAUUUAGCAGUCAGAACCAUUAGCUGACAACAUUUAUCGAAUUAAAAAUAGAAUAUAUAACUAACUAAACUCUUAUACAUGUACACAAAUGCAAUGUCCCCUAACGUGCCCAUUAUACACCUGAACUCCCUUUUGCCAUUCCUCUCACCCUAAGUCGGAAAACAAAUUUCAGUAGAAUUUUAGCCAGCCCUAUGAUUUAGGCCUAUUAUUAAACAAACAUCGAAGAUAAACAAAAUCACGUGAUACACUUGAAACAAAUCUAAUGAACGAAAUGGGAAAAGUGACUUACGGUAAACUAUUACCAGCCAAAUCAUUCUGUUCUUGCACUCUGGGAUCAUCCAUACAACAAGGCCCACUGACGACACUUGUCUCUAGAGGCACGAUCUAGCUUUUGCAAAUUAUGUCUAUAAUGUAUUGACCAGCCUUUACAGCAAACAGGGCCGGUCUUAGGCCACUGCAACCUAUGCGGUCGCAGUGGGCUCCGCGCUUUCAUAGGCUCGUGCUAAUUCAGGGUGUAAUUAUUAAAUUGCAAAAUAUAUACGAAAAACUCCUGGAAAUCUCCUGAAUUUAUUACAAUCUCCUGAAAACUCUUUAAAAUGUCCAGAAAAAUAGACAAAAUUGUCAUUUGUGGGUGUCAUUAAUUGCGGAAAACGCCAAUCCUACGCGUGAUAAAAGGAAAAAAGGCAUUGUCACCUUUCAUGUAAUAAUCGGGCGAAUUUAUACCUUAAUCGGAAGUUCCAAUACUUUAUUUCCUUUUAUAGUCACUAGCAUAUAAGUAUGCCAUUGGUUACAAGGUUCGUAAAGUACAGAUCGCAAUUUUUAACUUAAAUCUUAUUAUCCGUAUUUCCACACAGACUAGGCCCCGCGCAAUUAGUUUCGCAUAGGGCCCCGCAAUUGCUAGGACCGGCCCUGACACCAAACGUGUCCUAAGAUGAUCCUUAAUACCUAUAAUAAUCCUAUCGGUAUCUAUUUAAUUAAAGGAAUGAUGUGUAUCUUUUCCAGGCGUAAAAAAUAAUUAAAUAUGUAACUAGAAAUUUACAUAAAUGAGUUUUAGUUUGUGCUGUAUGUAACUCUACAUAUGAACAUUGUAUUUACGGGGAGAAGUGUCAGUUGAUACGGUUAUAGAUACCGUAUCAUCAGUACCCUUUUAGAAAUUGUAAGUUAUAUUAGUAUUAAGGUGCUAGAAUUUAGGAAGAAAAAAUAUUUGAGGUUUUUAGAAAUGUUACUGCAAACUGCUCAUGACGGGAUAUCCGAUGUAAUAGUUUCAGGGUCGUAAACUGUUGCUGUGUCAAUCAGUGUGGCCUUGACCUAGUACAACACUUCUGAGUGUUAUUUCAGAAGCGUCCCAUUUGAUUCAGGAUAAAUGUGUCUUGACUUUAAGUCGUACAGUAUGUCGGUCUGGGUACCUUCAGGGUGUCAUCUUCUCGGUCAUGACAUUGCGUCUUACUCUGUGUCUUGAGGCAUUUACCCUGUGUCUUGAGGUAUUUACCCUGUGUCUUGAGACAUUUACCCUGUGUCUUGAGGCAUUUUAUGCCACGAGAGACCAUCUUUUCCCUUUGCAACUUCUCAUGUGAGGCCAAUCUUUGAUACACAGCUGCGGACACAUGUUGGGCAUCUGUAAUCACCUGGCACUUUCACCCUUCUUUCUGCUGCUGGUGUGUACGCCAUCUGCAAUCCGGGACCCUUCCUGUAUUCAUGGUCUCCAUGUGAAUCUAUCUGGUGCCUCUUUUCCCCAAUCGUUAGUGUCGAUUUUGAAGAGCUUCAUGUCGCGUUUGCAUACAUCUUACUUAGACUUAGGUCCUCCCGCGCCGUUCGGCGCAUUGGGCGGCAAGCUGUCUCCAUAAAGAUCUGUCACUGGUACAUCAGUACGUCUUAACCUGUGUCUAGCCCAGUGUCUUACCCUGUGUCUUAACGUGUGACCUGACACUUAUUACAUCACAGCGCCUCACUAAACUUUUGUGCACUAUGUAAAGCAGCAGCUCAGCGUGUCAGCUGCUUUCAACUGUGUCCCUUCGUUCACCUGAGCCAACAGACGAAACAAACAAUAAUAUAACACUGAAAAUAAUAGCAAAUCAAAAUCACACACACAACACACACACACACACACAACUUUCCAAAAAAUGUCCAUGAAAAUUGUAUUUAAUGAAUGGAAUUUUAGUCUGUGUGGAAGGAGGGGGGGGGGGUUGGAGUGGAGAGGAUACGCCAACAGCCAGCAUUUAUCAUCAUGAGAUCAACAUGAGUGCGUUGAUCUGAUAUUAUUUAUACAUUCAAUCUUCACUUGUCUCCUCAUUGAGCUAGUAUUAUCGGAUUUUAUACUGUACUAUGACCAUGCAAUGGACUGUAUUAUCUAUAAUAAUAGACUUGUUAAGUCAGACUGAAUGUAAAAUAGGUGAACAUGUGUAUGAAUGAAAUGCACGGUAUUGUAUGAAUAGUGAAUGUAAAAUUGAAAUGUCUUCUGAUGUUGUAAUAGUUGAAUGUUGAUUGAUUGUGGUCAUUUCUGGUUCCUUUUGUCCGGUAUCGAGAUAUAUAUGGUAGUAAAAUAUAGGUAGUACAUUUCUGUUACAAUAGCUGUGUUUUGUAAUCAAUGUCAUUGAAUAAAUAAACAGAAUGUCAAUGGACAGUUUAAGAUAA
This is a messenger RNA of Biomphalaria glabrata, 5123 nucleotides long. Its product is annotated as homeotic protein ultrabithorax-like. Gene Ontology annotation, biological process: anterior/posterior pattern specification; regulation of transcription by RNA polymerase II. Gene Ontology annotation, cellular component: nucleus. The transcript is spliced from 2 exons. The record is from RefSeq and is a predicted model, not a curated record. Gene Ontology annotation, molecular function: RNA polymerase II cis-regulatory region sequence-specific DNA binding; DNA-binding transcription factor activity, RNA polymerase II-specific. NCBI's taxonomy places the organism in Eukaryota, Metazoa, Mollusca, Gastropoda, Planorbidae. Bases 110 to 1213 code for a protein of 367 amino acids.